Kockovaella imperatae is the source of this 546-nucleotide messenger RNA. RefSeq lists its product as hypothetical. The record is from RefSeq and is a predicted model, not a curated record. Lineage: Eukaryota; Fungi; Basidiomycota; Tremellomycetes; Tremellales; Cuniculitremaceae. The transcript is spliced from 3 exons. Bases 1 to 546 code for a protein of 181 amino acids.
AUGAAGUUAUUCUUCACGCUCAGGUUGGUGCUAUGGCUAGUGGUGGCAAUGUCAUCAGUUGUGAUGGCAGAUACGGAGAUCUUGACUCUGCGCUUGCCCCUGGAUACUGUGAUCGAGCAUCAUGUAGAGGCACCCACCUAUGCACUCCAGCCAUCUAAUCCUCUAUCAGUCAAUCUGACACUCCCUUCGGACAUCUAUGUCAAAUUGGAUACCGAUCUGUAUGCCGCUUCAGCCUGGACUGUGCGGCUCUCUUGGCCCGGAUCUUAUCCAACCCGCUUGCGAGUCGUUCCGGGGCAGGUCAAGCAGGAAACCUCAACCCUGGUCCUCGGAAUCUAUGCGUCUGCCUUGUCUCCAACAUUUGAAGGCGUUUCAGUUUCAGAAACACCCUUGAAAAUCCUAUUGGAGCCGUUGGUCGCGGGGGCCCUUCCUCAAACACUAUUACCGACGCUUGGAGCCUUGGCCAUAUUUGGGAGCAUGGCCAGCCUCACAGCCAAGCCAAUCAUGAUGCUGCUGGAAUCUCAAGCUCAAAAGGAGAAACAGGCUUAG